This is a messenger RNA of Alternaria postmessia, 1689 nucleotides long. It is a transcript of the gene CYP8, whose product is annotated as Peptidyl-prolyl cis-trans isomerase cyp8. Gene Ontology annotation, molecular function: peptidyl-prolyl cis-trans isomerase activity; ubiquitin-ubiquitin ligase activity. Gene Ontology annotation, cellular component: catalytic step 2 spliceosome. The coding region runs from base 1 to 1689 and encodes 562 amino acids. Gene Ontology annotation, biological process: protein polyubiquitination; protein peptidyl-prolyl isomerization; protein folding. Lineage: Eukaryota; Fungi; Ascomycota; Dothideomycetes; Pleosporales; Pleosporaceae. The record is from RefSeq and is a predicted model, not a curated record. The transcript has a single exon.
AUGGGGAAAGGAACCGACAAAUUGUACAUCACACACUCGGAGUGGUCGUCGUCGGACGCCUUCGGUAAUGCGCGCGGCGCAAACAGCGCCAAUCGAGCUUCCGCUGCCGGCCUGUCGUCGACCUUCAAGCGCCUCCCCUUCAACUACUGCGCCGUCUCGCUCCAGCCUUUCACCGAUCCCGUAUGCACGUCGUCGGGCACCAUCUUCGAUCUCACCCACAUCCUCACAUGGCUGUCUAAACACCCCGAUACGAAUCCCGUCGACGGAACGCCAUUGAAGCGCGCCGACCUCAUCACGCUGAACUUCACCAAGAACGAGGACGGCGAAUACGUAGAUCCCGUCACAUACAAGGUCUUUACAGACAACACCCAUAUCGUUGCGCUGAGGAAAAGCGGCAAUGUCUUUGCGUGGGACACGGUCGAGAGAUUGAACAUCAAGGCGAAGAACUGGCAAGAUCUGGUCAGCGACGACCCGUUCACGCGAAAGGACAUCAUAACUCUCCAGGACCCUCAAAGCAUCGAGUCAAGAGACUUUAGCUCAUACAAGCAUGUCAAGGAUGGAGAAACAGUAGUGGCAGAUGCUGAGGGCGGUGUCAACAAAGAAGCUCUGGGAAACGCGGCCAAGAUUCUCAAGGCGAAAGAGGCCGUCGCGAAGGCGCGUGAAAACAGGAAGAUCAAGGAGCAAGGCGGAACCACAUCCAAGGCGCUUGCCAACUUAUCCAGGAAUGGCACAGCAGCAUCGACAUCCACAGAGCCUAAGAAACCCGCAUACAACGCUGCCGUGUACACUUCAGGCAAAGCUGCUGCCUCCUUUACCUCGACGGGCGUCACGCCGCAUACCUCCGGCGAGCGUGCCCUCCUCUCCGACGAAGACUACAUGCUCAAGCCGAAGCGCAUAAAGAACAAGGGCUAUGCGCGGAUAUCCACCUCACUCGGCGACCUUAACGUCGAACUCCUCCCCGAAUACGCGCCGCGCGCGGUAUGGAACUUUGUCAAGUUGGCACAGAAGGGAUACUACAGCCACACCAUCUUUCACAGGAAUAUCAAGGGCUUCAUGAUACAAGGCGGUGACCCGACAGGCACUGGAAGAGGCGGACAGAGUAUAUGGGGUAAGCCUUUUGAAGACGAGUUCGAAGGACCGGAGAGGCACAACGCCAGAGGUGUACUCAGCAUGGCGAACAAGGGCAAGAAUACCAACACAAGCCAGUUCUUCAUCACGUACCGCGCUGUUCCACAUCUCGACCGCAAACAUACUAUUUUCGCGCGAGUAGUGGGUGGUCUAGACACAACGUUGCGAUCCAUGGAGAUUGCGGAAGUAGGCGAGAAGGACAAGCCUGUCGAUGACAUUGAAAUUCUUAAUGUGGUAGUCUUUGUAGAUCCCUUCGAAGAAUGGCAGAAGGAGCGCAAGGACAAGGAAAACAAAGAACUAGAGGCUGAAGAGAUCAAACGACAAGGCGGUACAGCCGACGACAAGACUACGUGGACAGGCAAACGUAUACGCGCAGAUGGUACAGUGGACAAUGGUACUGGAGAAGGUCUCGGUGUGGGCAAAUAUCUGCAAGCCGCGAAACAGGAAAUGCAAGAACAGGAUGCUGAUGAGAUAGUCGGCUAUGUGGACGACGAGGAGGACGUAGCACCCGUUAAGAAGAAGGCCAAGACAGGUGGUUUCGGUAACUUUGAUGCCUGGUGA